This is a messenger RNA of Racocetra persica, 559 nucleotides long. The record is from the annotation of a GenBank genome assembly. NCBI's taxonomy places the organism in Eukaryota, Fungi, Glomeromycota, Glomeromycetes, Diversisporales, Gigasporaceae.
GAAAGGGCCAGAGAGAUUGGACUGGAUGUACGCGGCAGGUCCUAAUCAAUCUAGUUCAGCCAAAGCCCAAGAAAUGGAGGAUUUAUUGUUGGGAAAGAAAUCUGUGGAUAAACUUAUUGAUAACGGCACAGCUUUGAGUAAGCUCUCCUCCGAUUCAAAGGAUGUUUUUAUAAGUACUAUGAAUCCAAAUGCAAACACAUAUAGGGAUACUCAGGCUAAAAUCCGUGAGGAUCCCCUAUUACUUAUAAAGAAAACUGAACAAGCUAAUAUUAAAGCUAUUGUUACUAAUCCUCUUAAAAUGAAAGAACUUAAAGAGUCAAAAAGGCGAUAUCGGUCUCGCAGUAGGUCUAUAUCUCCCCCGAGAAAACGUGAUAGGCGUAGCAGUCCUAUACGACGGGAUUAUCAUGAAAGGAAUGAUCAUCGUCAUAAUAAAUCUGAUGAUGAAUCAAAGCGAAUGCAAAAACUACAGCAAAUGAUGGACGAUGCAAAAAAACUUACAGAAGAACGUAGGAAACGUGUAGAUGACAUCAAUAAGGAAGAAAAGGAAGAGGAAACUAAU